CUUUAAUGCAGUUUUCUUGUUUGUGGUGCAUCAUUCACACUCACUGCAAUGCUUGUUGUUUUGCACAAAUCAUUUCCACAUGGAAAGACAUUGUAAACAUCUGUGUCGACCAUGAGGAAUGUUUUGGUUUUGUUUUAUGGAAAAUGUCCCAAAGGAAUGGACAAAUAUGGUGAGGACAUCAGUAAGUGGGAAAAACUGUCAUGGAACUCAGUCGGGCUCCCGUAACAAACACACCGUCUUGAACCCCAACAUGUCAUCUUUUGUCUCCAGCAUGGUUCAGAAGGUAGCCGUGAUUGGCGCCGGGAUUUCAGGCCUGACCAGCAUCAAAUCCUGUUUGGAAGAAGGUCUGGAGCCCACCUGCUUUGAGAGCGGUCCUGACAUCGGCGGUCUAUGGAGAUUUAAGGAGGAACCGGAGCCCGGACGGGCCAAUAUCUACGAGUCUGUGGUACUCAACACCUCCAAGGAGAGGUUGGCCUUCAGUGACUUCCCGCCUGCUGCAGAGCUCGCCAACAACAUGCACCACUCCGAGGUGCUGCUUUACCUGCGACAAUACGCCCAAAACUUUGGCCUACUGCGGCACAUCCACUUCCAGACGGCUGUGGUCAACAUUAGGCAGACUGCGGACUAUGCUGACACCGGUCAGUGGGUCGUAGAGACCGAGGGGCGCUACGGGCGGCAGGAGAGUGAGGUUUUCGACGCCGUGAUGGUCUGCUCGGGACUCUUCACCACCCCCAACCUGCCACUCAAAGACUUUCCAGGGAUAGAGAGCUUCACUGGCAAGUACUUUCACAGCCACGAAUACCGACCCACUGAAGGUAUGCGCGGGAAAAGAGUGGUUGUCAUCGGGAUUGGAAGUUCCGGAGGUGACAUCGCGGUGGAGAUCAGUCAGGUUGCUAAACAGGUGUACCUGUGUUCAAGGAGCGGCGCUUGGAUCACAAGCCGCGUGGGACCGCGGGGCCUCCCGGCAGACAUGAUGUACACAUCCCGCAUGGAUGAGAUGCUCAAAAGCCUUUUCCCUUCUCUUAGCAACAGCAUAAUGGAGAAUAAGUUGAAUCAGGUUUUUGAUCAUGAACUCUAUGGACUGAAGCCACGACACAGAAUUUCUGAGAAAAACCCUGUGGUGAGUGAUGCGCUACCGGCUCGGAUAAUCUCAGGCCGCAUUCGGUUGAAGGAAAACAUCAAGGAAUUCCGUGAAUCCACAUUGGUCUUUGCCGACGGCAGUGCUGUAGACCAGGUGGACGUGGUGGUGUUCGCUACAGGGUACAAAUACAGCUUCCCCUUCCUGUCACUGAACCUGCAGGAGAAGUUGGGUUUCCACCUGUGCCUCUACAAGCAUGUGUUCCCACCCGGUCUCUCCAAACCUACGCUGGCAAUGGUGGGCUUAAUCUUCGGCCAGGGGUCACAAUCACCGCUGGCAGAGAUGCAGGCCCGCUGGGCCACCAGAGUUUUCAAAGGUUUAGCAAAGUUACCUACCGAGGAGAGGAUGCUGGAUAAAAUAGCGACAGAAACAGGAACGAUGAACCAAAGGUAUGCCUGCUAUGAGGGUACCCCCAUCCAGGUGAAUUACAUGUCCUACCUAGAUUCAGUGGCAUCUCGGAUCGGGGUUAAACCAAACAUGGCACUGCUGCUUCUGAAAGAUCCCAGAUUGGCAUUCCAGGUGUUUUUUGGGCCUAUCACAUCCUAUCAGUACCGACUGAGCGGGCCGGGUCGUUGGGCCGGGGCUCGCCAGGCCAUCUUUUCUCAGUGGGACCGGGUGGUUCAGCCAUUCAACAAAAAAGUGGACCCGAAAGCCCUUAAGAUCAGAAUGGUGCCAAGAGCGCCGUCCUCCGUAGUGGGCAUGGUGCUUUUCUCAAGCGCAGCCCUGCUGUGCGGAUCCUUCUACAAUACGUAAUGGACUCUGUCUUCCAAGACUUGAAAUAUUUUAAACGAGUGUACUGCUAAAAAUUUACAUUCAUGCCAUUUACAAACAUAUUAGUUUGGAAACACAGUAACUACAUGACCACAACCAAGUGUACUUUGUGUGAGGCAAAAUGUUUCGCUAGCAAGCUUGUGAUUCCAAAGCCUGUUUUGUCAUUUGUCUUCCAAAACCUCUCAUCAUACCAUGAAUACUUCAUCAGUCAUGCUAGCACAGGCUCCGGCACACCCUCUACCCUCGUGAGGAUGAGUGGCUGCGAUAAUGUUUCCAAGUACAGUACCUCUUACAAGGUGCUUACACACACCUGUACUUUCCCAUAUAUGGGGAAACACAGAUAUAAGUAACGUGAGGUAAGAAAUGUAGUAGUAACGUGAGGUGGAGAAAUAAGUAGUCAGUAAGACGUCAGCUGUGUUGCCCACAAAGCAGGGUUCAGUAAAAGGUUCCAAAGAUUUUUGCAGAAUCUCUGCAUUUUGAGUUUUUUUGGUAUAAAUGUAUGGGUCCAUUCGAUUUUGCUCCCAAAUUAGUAAAUUAUGCUUGAAUUACUCAAGUGUCGCAACAAAAUUCAUGCGCAUUGUAUUCAUUUUUCAGUGGAAAUAAAAUGUUUAGAUUGAAGAUAUGGACCAACAAAACAUUGAUUAAAAAAAAGAACUGCGUUAUUUAAAAAAAAUAAAAUCACUUUUAAAGGGUUAA
Molecule: messenger RNA, 2605 nt
Organism: Hippocampus zosterae (dwarf seahorse)
Lineage: Eukaryota; Metazoa; Chordata; Actinopteri; Syngnathiformes; Syngnathidae
Product: flavin-containing monooxygenase 5-like
Exons: 10
Coding region: 119-1891 (590 amino acids)
Molecular function (GO): flavin adenine dinucleotide binding; NADP binding; N,N-dimethylaniline monooxygenase activity
Source: RefSeq, a predicted model, not a curated record